AUGAUGCACGGAAACGCCUUAGAAGAUGCCGCUCCCGUAUCUGAAACGUGCAAGAAACGGAUACGCCUGAGAAACGGACGGGAAACGUUUCCGGCAAGUAUCGACUACACACGAAACGUUUCUCGCAAUGCUGCCUGUGCUUCACCGAUUGCUGCUGGCCUGCUGGGUAUUCCAAAAUUCCAACUUUUCCACUUUCCAGUUUCUAAGUUUCUUUGCUUAUCGGUUUUUUUAGUUUACUUUACUAGUUGUCUAGUUUACUAUCUCUUUUGUCGUCGAUCAAUAAGACAAGAACAGGAAAAAAUAAAUUUAAAAGGCAGUGAAUCGUUGAAUUGUAUGGCUUCUUCUCAAGAACAAGAAACACAAGGAUCAUCUACAUCAGUUGAUCAACCUCCAUUGUGGGACUUUGUGACUAAGCUCGAUAAACUUCCUGGAUCAGGAGGAUGUUGGAAGUUCAAGUGUAAUCUUUGCAGUGAAACCCGACAAGGAUCAUAUUCUAGAGUUAGAGCACAUUUGCUUGGCAUAAAAGGUACCAGGAUUUCUAUUUGCAAGAAAGCAACAACAACUGACAAACUUAACAUGACACGAUUAGAAGAUGAGUAUGAAAAGAAGAAAACCGAGUCACAAGCAAAAGAAGUUCAGUUGCCAUGUGAAGCUGGUGUUGGAUUUAAGAAAAGAAAAGGUAUUUCAACACCUAUUGAAAGAGCUUUUGGUGUUGAAAUUAGGGACCAACUGGAUCAAGAAAUAGCUAGAAUGUUUUAUACCGGAGGUUUACCUUUUAAUCUUGCAAGAAAUCCACACUAUGUAAGGGCUUUUCAGUUUGCUGCUAACAACAAAAUUGAUGGUUAUGUACCUCCUGGUUAUAAUAAGCUAAGAACAACAUUACUACAAAAAGAAAAAGAUAAUGUUCACAAGCUAUUGGAGCCACUUAGGUUAACAUGGAAAGAAAAGGGUGUGACUAUUGUGAGUGAUGGUUGGAGUGAUCCUACAAGAACACCUCUAAUCAACUUCAUGGCUACCUCAGGCAAUGGUCCUUUGUUUCUAAAGGCAGUGAAUUGUUUUGGGGAAGUGAAAGAUAGAUUUUUUAUUGCUGAAUUGAUGAAGGAAGUCAUUAAUGAAAUUGGUCAUGAAAAUGUUGUGCAAAUCAUUACCGACAAUGCAGCAAAUUGUAAGGCGGCUGGAGAGAUUAUAGAAAGUCAGUUUCCUCAUAUCUAUUGGACACCAUGUGUUGUUCAUACACUUAAUCUUGCUUUGAAGAACAUUUGUUCACCAAGGAAUGUGGAAACAAAUGAACUAACAUAUGAACAGUGCCGCUGGAUAAAAGAAGUUCAUGAAGAGGCGUUUGCAAUAAAAAAUUUCAUCAUGAACCAUAACAUGAGGCUCUCGAUUUUCACCAAGUUUACUCCUCUUAGGUUGCUUUCUGUUGCUGACACUCGCUUUGCCUCCAUCAUUGUGAUGCUUAAGAGAUUGAAACUUAUCAAAAGGGGUCUUCAAGCUAUGGUCAUAAGCGAAGAAUGGUCUUCUUAUAGAUUAGAUGACACUGAGAAGGCAAACUCUGUGAAAGAAUAUAUUUUGAAUGAUGAUUGGUGGGAUAAAGUAACAUAUAUUCUUAGUUUCACUGGACCUAUAUAUGAGAUGAUUAGAGCUUGUGACACUGACAAGCCAUGUUUACACUUGGUCUAUGAGAUGUGGGAUUCUAUGAUUGAGAAAGUGAAGAUUGAGAUCUACAAGAAAGAAAAACGUCCUGCAUCUCAAAUAAGUUGUUUUUACGACAUUGUGCAUCGUAUUUUAGUGGCUCGAUGGGCGAAGAAUAACACCCCCUUACACUGUUUAGCUCACUCUUUACAUCCAAGAUAUUAUAGUGAUGCAUGGUUAAUGGAAGAUUCUACAAGAUGUGCUCCACAUAGGGAUGGAGAAAUUUCACAAGAAAGGAUGAAAUGCUUUCGAAGGUUGUUUCCUAAUGAUGAUGAGUAUGGCAGAGUCCUUGAUGAGUAUGCGAUGUUUUCAAUGAAGAGUGGUCCUUUUGAAGAUUUAACAAGCAUUUCAAAGAUGGCUACUAUGGAACCCAAGAAUUGGUGGGUUAACUUUGGUGCUCAAACUCCUUUUCUCCAGACUUUGGCUUUUAGAUUACUUGGACAACCUAGUUCUUCUUCUUGUGCUGAGCGUAAUUGGAGUACUUAUGCAUUUAUCCACUCGCUUAAAAGGAACAAGCUGACUACAAGUCGUGCUCAAGACUUGGUUUAUAUCCACAAUAAUCUCCGACUUUUGUCAAGGACUCCGAAAGAUGAUGUAAAGAUGUGGGAUGUGGGCGGAGAUGCUUUUGAUUCAAUGGAAGACGUCGGAUUUUUGGAGUUUGCAGAUCUCUCACUAGAUGAACCCGAUUUUGAAAAUGAAUUAAUUAUUGAUAAUUAG
Molecule: messenger RNA, 2409 nt
Organism: Lactuca saligna
Lineage: Eukaryota; Viridiplantae; Streptophyta; Magnoliopsida; Asterales; Asteraceae
Source: the annotation of a GenBank genome assembly